AUGCUCCUCAAGUCCCUCCUCCCAACCCUCUCCCUCCUCCUCCUCUCAACCCACGCAACCAUCACCCCUCCCUCCUCGUUUCCCUUCUCCAACAGCAGCACCACCACCAACGCCACCACACAACAACAACAACAGCAACAACCACCAGCCCACGCAGCCUCCACCACCCCGGCGCCCACCGCCACGCCCGCCGUCCUGCACUGCGACAUCACCUACUGCGUCAACGGCACCUCGUACUGCCACUUCUGGGGCGGCGUCACCACGUGGCAGAAGGAGGGCCCGUCGCCGGGCGAGCUCGUCACCACGCUGGGGGUGUGUAAGCUCGGGAGGGCGAGGACGACGACGACGGCUGCGUGA
This is a messenger RNA of Trichoderma citrinoviride, 357 nucleotides long. RefSeq lists its product as hypothetical. Lineage: Eukaryota; Fungi; Ascomycota; Sordariomycetes; Hypocreales; Hypocreaceae. Bases 1 to 357 code for a protein of 118 amino acids. The transcript has a single exon. The record is from RefSeq and is a predicted model, not a curated record.